AUGGCUUUCCUCAGGCCGUUUUGUUCUUGUAUGCUCUUCCUCUUGCUAUCAGUAACACAGGUUGAAACCCAGAAUGCAGAAUGUUCGGUAGGCAACACCUUUGUGGAGAUAAUGGAGAAUAAUAAUCCAGGAUUGGUGGUGACUAACAUUCUUGUUGAUCCUGGCAUUAUAGUCACAAUUAAACCUUCCACAGAAGCAAGUUCUCCCUCUGAAUGGUUUGAAAUAAAGGACUCACAACUCAUCCUGAAUAAAUCUGUGGAUUAUGAGACUGAAACGUUACUUCAGGUGGAACUGAUAUGCUGGAAAGCAGAUUUGCAAGUAAAAAGUAUCAAUGUUUUAAUUUCAAUUCAAAAUGAAAAUGAUAAUGAACCGGUGUUCAAGCAAACUAACAUCACCGUUGAUGUUCCUGAGGAUACAAAAGUGAACACAACUGUCGUACCUCUGGCAAGCGUAACUGCUACUGAUGCUGAUCUUAAUACAGUGUACUACAGCCUUGAAGGAAGUCCAUCAGAAGCAAUGAACUAUUUCAAUAUACAAGGAAUUAACAACCCACAAAUUUACUUGCGUAGAGCCCUGGAUUAUGAAGCAAUUAAUUUUAUGAGAUUUACUUUAAGGGCCAUGGAUGGAAGUGCUGAUGUGGCAGGGACACACACAGCCACAGCCACAAUAGCCAUACGGAUUGUACAAUCUGAUCUCAAACCUCCCUGGUUUCAGCCAUGUACUGCCUUUGGAGGCCGCAUAGUGUGUAUCAGUCUUGGCUACACCAGCAAAGUCAAUCUUUCAGAAAAAGUGAGUGGGCCACUGAUCUUGGAGCCAGGACCCCUCUACGCUAUUGAUGGGGAUAAAAGUUUGAAUGAGAAAGUAAUAUAUGAAAUUGCUGCUGGAAAUGAUAAUGACACAUUCAAAAUAAACAGAAAUUCUGGAAACAUAACCAUGACCCAGCCUGCAAACACAUUGAAGACAUUCAUGUUGUAUAUUGUGGCUUCCCAAGAAAACAACGCAUUCAGAUACUCUCAGACCACGGUGAAAAUUGAUGUUGUACGGAAAAAUGAUAAUCGACCCUACUUUGAGGAAGUUAUGUAUCUGGGAAGAGUGUCUGAGGCCCAGCCUGCAAAGUCAUUGAUCAUGAAAGCCAACACUUCGUCAGAACCCCUGCAGAUCUUUGCAGCAGAUGAUGACUUCUUGCCAGAUAAAAUAAAUCCAGAUAUCAAAUACAGAAUACAAAACAGUUCAGAUUUCAGAGUUACUGCAGAAGGAUUUAUCCAAACCACUAAGAUUCUGAAUGUAUCAUCUCAUAUUAGCCUUCUGGCCAUUGCUACCGACAUCAGUACUCUGGAAGAAGCAAGCACCCUGGUCUCAAUAGAUGUCACACCUUUGGCAACUCCAACGCCAACAGUUCCACUUGUAACUGCCACUGCCUUCACUGAAACCUCUCCUACCAGCCUAGGGAAAGGGAGCACUAGUCAAAAGCCAUCCACUUUGCCACCUGGAAUAAGUAGUCCUAAACCUUCUGGAACCACAAAGUCCUUGUCACCUCUUUCAAGUACAACUGGGAAGGAUAACCUUACAGAGAUUACAAGAAAUCCUGUGACUGUUUCUGCAUCUGGCUCAGUUAAUCCACCUUUUGUAACUACACUAAAACCUCCUGUCAUCCCAGGUAAUUCUACAGAGUUUCUGACCACUAGUUCUCCUGCAACAGAGAGAAGCCAACGAACAGAGGAAUCCAUCAAGACCUCAAGCCCCACCACCAUUCAAGCACCUACUCAGUCUGGAGCUCCCAAGCCUACCACACCAGGCAAUUUUAUAACAAGUGGUGGGAGUGUCCAGUCAUCAACUACUUCCAAAAUUGUAACCACGAAGACUCCCACUACAAGCUCAGUACCAGAUGGUGAUAGACAGUCUACUACUCCUUUACCUGGAAUCACUACACCUUCCACAACAGGUAUUUCUACAACAAAAAGUAACCAUGUUUCUUUUGCUUCAUUAUCUUCCACAACUGCAACAAGCACACUUUCUCUAGCGAAUACUUCUGCAACAAGCCCUACAUCUAAGUCUAGCAGAUCAACUUCUAGCACUUCAACUUCGACAUCUAUGUUUUCUACAAAGUCCUUUAUCAAAGAUAUAACAACUCCAUCAGUAAAUAAAUCUCAUAACUCAGGAGAACUUACAACAUCUCCCACAACAUCUCCUUCAACGUCUCCCACAACUAAUUCAGAAGGAGGACCCUAUAGAGCAGAAGACAUGGCUGCUCUGGGAGCCACCCUGGGGACCUUAUUGCUGAUUGCACUAGCCUUGCUUGCACUGAUCUCCUACAAGUAUUACAAAUUAAAAAAAGAACUCGAAAAAGAGAAUUCAGAACUUACGGAAAGCUUUUCUAAUGCCAACUUCCAGGAUGACGAGAACUCUAACUCAGAUGGAAAUGAAGAUGAAUCACCCGCAAGCCUUAUGCCCAAGAGUUAUGCAGAGAAGGAACCAGAAAACAAGAAAACACAGUCAGCUCAUAAAACAAUCCAGGAAGAAAUUGAUAUAAAUAGUGAAAAGGAAGUGAGAUCCAUCCUGACAAAAGACAGGAAAACGGAAGACGAUGGCUACAAGGCAGUGUGGUUUAAAGAAGACGUUACAGAAACUAAGAGUGAUGAUAUGAUGAUUGAUGAAGACAGUGACCUAGAACAGAACAGGCUUGGGAGUGACAGUGACAGUGAUGCUGAGGAGUAUGACGACCACGAUGAUACCAAUAGUGGCAGAGGGGACAGCAACAUAAAUAAGAGAGUGAGAAGAGGACAGGUCUUUGAUACUAAUCCUUCUGCUAGCCGAUCUCCUGAAGAAGCAGAAGAACAGGACGAUGCUUUGUAA
Molecule: messenger RNA, 2853 nt
Organism: Ahaetulla prasina
Lineage: Eukaryota; Metazoa; Chordata; Lepidosauria; Squamata; Colubridae
Gene: CDHR5
Product: cadherin related family member 5
Exons: 15
Coding region: 1-2853 (950 amino acids)
Biological process (GO): homophilic cell-cell adhesion
Cellular component (GO): membrane
Molecular function (GO): calcium ion binding
Source: RefSeq, a predicted model, not a curated record